Molecule: messenger RNA, 675 nt
Organism: Adineta steineri
Lineage: Eukaryota; Metazoa; Rotifera; Eurotatoria; Adinetida; Adinetidae
Source: the annotation of a GenBank genome assembly
AUGACAGAAUCUAUUGCUACACCUGAUACAGGUGCAGUUGGAGAUCAAGAACGACCGAAAAGAAUAUUCAAAAUUAUUGUUAUUGGAGAUUCACAUGUUGGUAAAACAUGUUUAACAUAUAGAUUUUGUUCAGGAAAAUUUCCAGAAAAAACGGAAGCAACUAUUGGUGUGGAUUUUCGAGAAAAAACAUUAGAAAUCGAUAAUGAAAUAUUUAAACUUCAGAUUUGGGACACAGCUGGACAGGAACGAUUUCGUCGAUCAAUGAUUAAUCAUUAUUAUCGAAAUGUUCAUGCUAUUGUCUAUGUAUAUGAUGUGACUAAUUUAGCUUCAUUUGAAAAUCUUCCAGGAUGGAUUAAUGAAUGCGAUAAACAUGUUCUUGAUCAAAAUUUACCACGUGUUUUAGUGGGCAAUAAAUGUGAUGUAUCGCCUGAUGACAUCGUUGUUCCUAAUGCUGUAGCUCAACGAUUUGCUGAUGCACAUAAUAUACCAUUAUUUGAAACAUCAGCUAAAGCAGAUGAACAUCAAGAUCAUGUCAAUUCAAUAUUCAUGUUAAUUGCACAUAAACUUAAACAUUCAAAACCACUUAUGUCACAAUCAAAAAUCUAUGCACAUCGUGAUAUAUCAGUAACAUCAUCACCUACAACAUCGAACGAUGCUAGUUAUUGUUCAUGUUAA